Macrosiphum euphorbiae (potato aphid) is the source of this 1977-nucleotide messenger RNA. NCBI's taxonomy places the organism in Eukaryota, Metazoa, Arthropoda, Insecta, Hemiptera, Aphididae. The record is from the annotation of a GenBank genome assembly.
AUGUCGUGUUACUGUCCGAAUUGGAUGAACGAGAGCCCGUUGCAAGUACCCAUCAACCUCGAUCAUCAAUCGGAUCUACUUAAGGGACCAGAAAUUGUGCACGUUUCAAAAUUUUAUAAAGAAGGCAUAGAAGGAAAAUUUUUAAGUAAUAUAGCACCAGAUGCUAGGACCUUGUACGAGACGUUUCGGAAAGGCGCAAAAGUUUCAAACAAUGGGAAGUGCCUAGGCUGGCGUGAAAAUAUCAGUAAACCAUUUCAAUGGAUUCAUUACAAUGAGACAUUACUUCGAGCUCGAAAUUUCGGUUCAGGUCUAUUAGGUCUUGGUUUUCCGAAAGCUAACCAGAUUUUCAUCGGAAUAUUUAGUCAAAACUGUCCCGAAUGGAUUUUAACAGAACAAGCAGCUUAUUGUUUUUCUAUGGUGGUUGUACCACUUUACGAUACAUUGGGCCCAGAAGCUUGUUCAUUCAUUAUAAACCAAGCGGAAAUAUCAGUGGUGGUGGUCGACACGGACGAUAAAUGCAAUCAGCUAUUGGAUAGAUCGCCAAAGUGUCUUCGGCGGAUAAUUGUUAUCCGCGGUGCCCGACCAUCGACUAGCCAGAAAGCCAAGAAUCGUGGUGUAGAAUUAUUGACUUUCGAAGAAGUGGAGAAAGCUGGAGCAUCUAAAACUUAUCCAGAACAGCCCCCAAAACCUACUGAUUUGUGCACAAUAUGCUACACUUCGGGCACCACGGGAUUGCCCAAAGGAGUGAUGCUGACCCACGGCAACGUAGUGGCAGCUGUCAGUGCCGUCCUAGUGCAACUUUCUCAAUACAGGCCGAGUGUGGGUGACGUGAUGAUCUCGUACUUGCCUUUAGCACACAUGUUGGAAAGGUGUUGUGAAAACGGCAUGUAUUUGGUCGGCGGUUCGGUCGGUUUUUACAGUGGAAAUAUCAAGUUUCUGUUUGAAGAUAUGAAGGUGUUGAAGCCGACGAUUAUGCCCAGUGUCCCUCGUCUGCUCAACAGAAUCUACGAGACGGAAAUGGCGAACAUUGUUCCGCACUUUUUCAAACGCGUCAUGUUGAACAUGGCGCUCCGGUCGAAAGAAAACGAAAUUAAAAAAGGCAUUAUCCGGAAGAACAGUAUCUGGGACCGGUUGGUGUUCGGCGCUUUGCAGAGGAACAUGGGCGGACGCCUGAGACUGAUGAUCACUGGCUCGGCUCCGUUGGCCGGUAACGUUUUGACUUUCAUGAGAUGUGCACUUGGAUGUAUAGUGGUAGAGGGAUACGGUCAAACCGAGUGUACGGCACCCAUAACGUUGUCGAUCCAAGGAGAUAUGCACACAGAGCACGUAGGACCUCCAAUAGCUUGUAACUUGGUUAAACUGGCUGACGUACCGGAAAUGGAAUAUUACGCGACGUCUAACCAAGGAGAAAUUUGCGUAAAAGGGUCUAACAUUUUUCAAGGGUACUUUAAAGAUCCAGAUACCGUUUCGUUCGACGAUCACGGGUGGCAUCAUACCGGAGACAUUGGAAUGUGGCUUUCUAACGGCACACUUAAAAUAAUCGAUCGCAAGAGACAUAUAUUUAAACUCUCUCAAGGCGAAUAUAUUGUUCCAGAAAAGAUCGAAACAAUUUAUCAUAAAAGUCAAUAUGUGCAACAAGUAUUUGUCCACGGAGAAUCGUUAAAGUCGUGCAUCAUAGCCAUAGUGGUUCCCAUGGUGGACGUUAUUAAAACUUGGGCGCAAGAGAAUGGCAUAUCCGGUACUCUGUCAGUGUUGUGCGCGAACCCCGAGGUCAAAAAGCUCAUUAUGGAUGAUAUGACGGCUUGGGGAAAAGACGGUGGUCUUAAGUCAUUCGAACAAGUGAAAGACGUCUAUCUACAUCCGGACCCUUUUUCUGUGCAAAACGGACUGUUGACACCUACGUUCAAAAUGAAACGUCCCCAGGUUAGGUCGUACUUCGCCCCGCAGAUCGAAGACAUGUACAUGAAGUUGAAAUGA